CUGCUUACCAGAAUAAUAAUAACAACACCAACAACAACAGUACAGCAACAAAAACAAGAACAACCAAAGGCAGAUUUUAACUUUAGUGGUUUGUUUUGAUCCACCGACCGACCACCUGUCCACCUUAAUGGCUUCAAAUGCCGCCGGCACAGUGUCCUCGAAACUUUCGCUGGGCCUGCUGAACUUCAUAUUAGCCGUGAUCUCGGGAUGGGCCCUCAAACACUACAGCAUUGAGCGGCAUGCGCUCGCCGGUUAUGGUUUGUUUUUUGCGCACAGCGUGCUCUGCAUUCUACGCUACACGCAUCCCAAUCCCGGCCAGGUGCAGCGACGCAUUUGCGAGCAAUCCCUACGCUACUCACCGGCCAUUUUCGUCACUCUUAUCAUCGGCCAAAUGCAGAGUAUCAGCGGUGAAUUGGAAUUCUUUGCCGGCAUCGCCAAGUGGCGUCACAUUGUACUCACACUGUACGGCGGCGUAUUGGUGCUUUCCGGCAUACGGCGUUGUCUAAGCGAGAAGUCAUCAUUGGGGCAGCUGCUGGGGAAACUGUUGCGCCUCAAUCACACGGUGUGCGUGCUGUGGAACAUCUAUUGUCUGUGGCGCAUUGCCGUGUUGGAUGAGCACUGGUGGUCAUUGGGAUUGGCGCUUCUUGUGCUGCUCAAUCACUUUGUACUCUGGCGGCUGACAUUGCGUUUCAACAUCAGCACCCUGGAGGUGGACACCGUGGGCAUGUGUUUCUCCCUCAUCUUUGCGAUUAAUGCCAGUCAAGAGUUGAUGGAGAAUACGGCCGGAAGAUGAUCAGGAUGAUGAAGAGGACGAACCAAAAACAUACAUACACAUACAUAUAUUGUUAAACAAUAUGGUUGAUUGAAUGAUGAAUGGAAUGGAAUGAUGGAUUGAUGCUGCAUUUAGCACAAGCAACACUGAGACAUAUUUAUAUAUCUAUAUACGACAUUAAUUAAGAGUUGAUCCCUUUUCUAUAUUAUAUACUACGAAUAUAUACUUGUUAAUCCCACGCGAUGUUUUUUACUCAAUAAAAUUGAACGUUUUUAUAU
Drosophila albomicans is the source of this 1050-nucleotide messenger RNA. RefSeq lists its product as uncharacterized. The transcript has a single exon. NCBI's taxonomy places the organism in Eukaryota, Metazoa, Arthropoda, Insecta, Diptera, Drosophilidae. The coding region runs from base 128 to 793 and encodes 221 amino acids. The record is from RefSeq and is a predicted model, not a curated record.